AAACUCCAAAAUGCAACUUGUCAACUUUCUGAACAGGUACCCACCGAACUCAAGACAAACUUAACGCAGAGCUAACAGAACCCUAAAGCCUAAAACUUUCUCUCUUAACACAUUCUGGCUUCUGCAUACUUACCCAUCCAUGGCUCAGUGGGCAGGAUCUUAAUUUGGAGAAACUGGUUGGAGGGUGAAUGCUGUUAAAUUGGCAUCAAUGGCGGAGUUGAUUGGGCCAAGAUUGUACAGUUGCUGUAAUUGUAGAAACCAUGUUGCCCUUCACGAUGAUGUCAUUUCCAAGGCUUUUCAGGGAAUACAUGGUCGAGCCUUUCUGUUCUCUCAUACAAUGAACAUUGUGGUCGGGCCAAAGGAGGACAGGCAGCUAAUGACCGGCCUCCACACAGUUGCUGAUGUCUAUUGCUGUGACUGUCAUGAGGUGCUUGGUUGGAAAUAUGAACGAGCUUAUGAGGAAGGACAGAAGUACAAGGAAGGGAAGUUCAUACUUGAGAAGUCCAAAAUAGUCGAGGAAAACUGGUAGCAGCACUCCUGCAGCAUUCUGUUCACCUCAUCGUGUCAGUGGUAACAAAAUAACCAAAAAAAAAAAAAAAAGGUGCUUGUAACAGAGACGGGGAAGCAUAACAGGGAGCUGGCCAGGCAAGGAACCAACCACGUAACUGAAUUGACCAGUACAGCUUUGAGCUUGGAAGGAACCUAAUUCGUCUUCCAAAUAUUUUCUUGGAAGACGGUGAUUGUAUUAAAGGGCUCAUGACACCUAUUUACUUCCAGACCAUGCUUAUUCUAUAUCAAUGUUACUUUCAUAUCUGCUUUAAAUGAAAAGUGCUAAUAUA
This is a messenger RNA of Hevea brasiliensis (rubber tree), 839 nucleotides long. RefSeq names its product protein yippee-like At4g27745. The coding region runs from base 209 to 529 and encodes 106 amino acids. The record is from RefSeq and is a predicted model, not a curated record. The transcript has 4 exons. Lineage: Eukaryota; Viridiplantae; Streptophyta; Magnoliopsida; Malpighiales; Euphorbiaceae.